AAGCGCAGGCUAGAAAAAUAAAAACGCAAAAAAGCAAAAGCGCGCCAGACGCGCCAAGCCGAUCCGCAUGCUAUGGGCCCGAUUUUUCUUCGCUUUUUGGGCGCCCCCCGCGGCACUCGGAUCGGCCCCAUAGCAUGGGAGCUAGCUUUCGGAAAGGAAUGUCGGGAAUUUGGAUUUGCCAAAAUUUGCGACGUUUACCAAGCGGCCGCCAUACCGUGCGGCCUAACGUUACUCGUGGCGGUAUGGCGAGCCCAGAAAAAGCAAAGCCGCGGCCAAGGCGACGGCCGGCAAGAAAACGCCCACGACCUCACUACCUCCGCCCCGGCG
Messenger RNA from Amoebophrya sp. A120, 327 nucleotides. The record is from the annotation of a GenBank genome assembly. NCBI's taxonomy places the organism in Eukaryota, Dinophyceae, Syndiniales, Amoebophryaceae.